AUGAAUAAGUGGCUACUGGUUGUGUCGCUCGCCGUUUCGGCGUCAGCGACAUGCUACUACCCCGACGGCAGCAACGCGGCCAAGGAUUACAAGUAUGAGCCUUGCGGUAACUCGACGACGACUUAUUCUACUUGCUGCUACUUUGGCGAAGGCGACAAGUGCUUGGCGAAUGGAUUGUGCAACCAGCCAGAUCGAUUCGACUACCGUGCGGCUUGCCAGAACAAGGACUGGUCUAACUGUCCCGAGAUUUGCAUGGACACCGAUUCCGGCACCUGGUUCGCUCUGCAAGAAUGCGGCAAGAAUAAAUAUUGCUGCCCCCCGGCCGACGGAAGCGACUGCUGCAAGAGCGGUGCUGUCAUCUACACUCUCGCAGCCCCGAGCCCAGACGGUGACAGCGACGCCAGUAGCGACUCCAACAGCAACUCCAACAGCAACUCCAACAGCAACUCCAACAGCAACUCCAACAGCGAGAGUGAGAGCGAGAGUGGAACUGCCGCUGCUGACGCCACCGACGCGACUCGAACGGGAAGCUCUACAGCAGAAACCAGCUCGAGCUCGGGCGACGAUAAGGGAGGCGCUCCUAUUGGUGCCAUCGUUGGAGGAGUUGUUGGAGGUGUCGCCGUGAUUGCGAUCUUGGCCGUGGGAGGUUUCUGUUUCUUCAGACGCCGAGGAAAGAAGCCCGCCGCUUCGCCCGAGGGAACUGUCGUCGUGGAAGGCGGCGCAGGCUCGAGCGCAUCCAACAGCAGCGACAUUAGCAAGGAAAAGGCAGCUGCGUACAAGCAGCCUCAGUCUGGCGUGGCCGAGGUUGAAGGCACCGCUGGCAAUGUCUACACGGAGGCUGACUCUACAGCUAUCAGCAAGGCUCGUUUCAAUGUCCGACAAGAAGCCGAUGAAGAGGCUCGCAUUGCUGCCGAGGGAAAGAAGACUGAUACGUACCAGUCUACAGCACCUCAGAAGGAGCAGCAGCAUUUGGCAGAGAUCGAGGGAUCGCGGGGCAACGUCUACUCUGAAGCCGAUUCCCAGGCCAUCAGCAAGGCCCGGUUUGACGCCUGGCGACAGGCUGAGGAAGUCUCGCAGUUCUCUUACCAGCAGGAAAAGCCAACCAUCAAGCCUGUCAUUAGCCCAACUGCAUCGCCCAACUUGGCCGAGAUUGCUGGUAGCCCAGGCAAUGUCUACACCGAAGCGGACUCGCAACCUGUUACCCACACUCAUUCUACAAUCAUGUCGCACCCAUCUGGUGGAUUGUCUUCUACAACUUCGUCCCCAAGCAUUGAUCAGUCAAGCAUCAAUCAUUCGGCGUUUCACAGCGCUUACGCCAGUCCAGUGAACAGCCACGGACACAUGGCCAGCCUGCCUCACGAUACAACCCUUCAUCAGCUUGAUCAACAUACCUCGGCGGCAAAGCCAACAGCUAGUCAGCCCAACAUCAACUUGCCAGGCAUUCAAAGCUUCACGGGGACCGAAACCACCGGAACUACUUUUACCGAGGGUGUCUCACAAGCCAUCAACCACCCCCCUGGUAAAACGCACCAUACUUCCACUACCGAGCAGUCCUCUGCUGAGGCCAAGCCACCUCUUAACUUGCCGGACAUUCAAGCCUCCGGAGGAAGUCUGUGGGAUGUUUAUGCCAGCAGCGCCCAUGCUGCAACCUCUCAGUUGGCGACCAAGAUCAACCACCCGAGCUUUGCUGAGGCCGAGGGCAGUACGGGAACUGUGUUCACUGAAGCCGACUCACACGCUAUUAGCAAGCCACAUCCUACUUCCUUCCAGCUGCUUGGUGACAACACUUUGCCUUCAACAAGUCAUCACACCGGACACCAGACCAGCUUUACAGAGACCAUUGAAUCUACGGGCAUCAUGGCUACGGAAUCUCACUCUCAUACUGUCAGCAUCCCCCAAUCGACAACUGUGACUACGACGACAACUCACACUUCAUCUUCAUCUGAGAAGCCAUCUUCUGGAGUCGGACAACAAAACUUCGCCGAAGCCGAAGGAAGCCCUGGCAAUGUUUACACCGAAGUUGAUUCACAGCCAAUUGGAAAGCCACGCCCCGCAAACCAAGCCGAGGAGCAUGUGUUGGGAGGGUCUGACGAUGUAACUGAGUCAUCGACGCAUCAGACACACCAGCACCAUGCCUCUGCUAUCGGUGAGACAGCAACUACUAGCUUUUACACCGAAGUCGUCUCUCACUCCACUACCCAAGAGAAGCCUACAACACAAAAGCCCAUGGAGUUGAGCGUGAUGGAGGUCGAGGGAAGUGCCGGCAACAGAUACACCGAGGCCGACUCGCAGCCGAUCAAUCCCCCCCGUCCCGAGAACCACCACUCUCACGAGCAGACACAAGCUACCUCCGGAGGCAAUUCUCUUACGAUGCAACAGCAACUGGACUUGGCCGAGAUUGAAGGAAGUGCCGGCAAGCUCUUCCUAGAGGCUGACUCGACGGCUAUCAGCCCAGUUCGCCCAGAAGACACAACACCUGCUGGAAAGUCGACCGCGAAUAAUACUCAGCUGAGUCUUCCCGAGAUCGAGGGCAGCCAGGGAACCAUCUUUGUGGAAGCCGAUUCUCAGAUUCUUGAGUGGACCAAGGAGGAGCCCAAGACGAUCACACAGCAAACUUCCACCUUGACCGAAAUUGAAGGAACCCCAGGAAAUGUUUACUCUGAGGCUGAUUCAAAGGCUAUUAACCAGAGUCACACCAAGGAGAGCACUGUAGAGCUUGACGCACCACUACGGAAGUUUGUCGAAAUUGAGGGAAGUGCAGGAAAUGUUUACAGUGAAGCUGAUUCAAAGACUGUCAGCGUAGAACGUCGUGAGGAGACCAGGACAGCGACUGAGACUAAGGGGACACACGAACUGUCGUAA
Fusarium keratoplasticum is the source of this 2862-nucleotide messenger RNA. RefSeq lists its product as uncharacterized. NCBI's taxonomy places the organism in Eukaryota, Fungi, Ascomycota, Sordariomycetes, Hypocreales, Nectriaceae. The coding region runs from base 1 to 2862 and encodes 953 amino acids. The transcript has 2 exons. The record is from RefSeq and is a predicted model, not a curated record.